AUGGAGGCCCCGGAGGCGGAGCCGGAGUUCCAGCUCAUAUCGGUUAACAGCCGCGCGUGCGAAGGCAUUCUGAGCUCCGUGAAGAGGAGGAGCCGCUGCGUGGAUGUGCCGGUUCAUGGGCGCGCGGCGGACGAGGGGAAGUCGCAGCAGACGGGGCAGUCGCAACCAGCGGGACAGCCGCAACAAACCGGACAGCCGCUCCCAACGGGACAGCCGCUCCCAACGGGACAGCCGCAACAAACUGGGCCCCCCCAACAACUGAGCAAAAACAAAAAGGCGGUGUCCUUCGAGCACAAGCUGCACGCGAAGAACAGCCUGGGGGAGGAGGAAACCCCCCCCCCGGGGGGAGGCGCAGCCGAUUGGCUAAAAAUCCCCUCUCUGGAAAAAAAAAAAAGUGACACUCUAUUUUUCAGAAAAAAAAAAUCAUGCAUAUAUAACGAGAGCAAAUACAACAGAUUUAUGGAGGCCUUCAAACAACAGGAGUUAAAAAAGAUAAAGAGAUUUCACCAUGUGUAUAAGUGGAAGGUAGCUUUGGUGAUUCUGUUCAUCCUGGCCAUCUCCUUCGCCCUGAUAGGGCUUUUCAUUUAUUACGAAUCCAGCCACGUAAUAGAAGUGAAUAUUGAUUACGACUCUGGGGAUGAAGUGAAGACCUUUUCCGUCCAACAGGAGAUGAAGCAGCCCGUGUAUGUAUAUUACAAAAUAAGUAACUUUUACAGCAAUUUUAAAACAUUCCUUUCGGAUGAAUCGCAAGCCCUGGUUAAUGAUUGCAAGUGCAAAUACAUAAGGACUUUUGAAGAUUUAUAUAAAUUUAGAUGCGUUAAUGGUGUGCAGACUCUUCCCGAAAUGAACAACGAUUUGGGUUCCUCUGUAGGGGGGGGUAGACAUGCCGAAAGGUUCAGCAGUAAUGAAGCAUGUGAUGUGGAUUCGAUCCCCCCAGAAAAGAAGGAGAGGAAGAUCUUCCCCUGUGGGUUAGUCUCAGCUUCCAUUUUUAAUGACAAAAUUAGACUCUCCUUGGGUAAAAAAAUAUUUACCGUUGAUAAAUUCCCUGUUUUAAAUUAUUACGAUUUUUUUUCUUAUAUAAAAAAGCAUAAGAAGUACGCCUCAGAUUAUAGGGUGUGGAUAAACAGUUUUUCCGCGGACUAUAAAAACUGGUUCCACCCCCCUAUGACCUCUUCAUUUAUUAAAACGUAUGGAGUGAUUUUUGAAGAUUUGCAGCCGGGGGAUAAUUACCAAAUUGAGUUUACACAGAAUACGUGGCCUGCAAAACAUUGGAAGGCCCAGAAAUCCUUUCAGUUGGUCUCCUUACGAGCUGUGGGCAAUAGCGCAUACGAGCUAGCCUACUCCUUCUUCCUCCUCGCUCUAAUUUACCUCAUCGUAAUAAUCGUUAUGCUAAUUUUGGUGAAGACGGGGUACUGCCGUCUGGGAAAAACGUUUUCCUAUUGUAAAAUGUCGACUGUUAAUAAUGCCAGUGAGCACACCUUCUUUCGGAAGAAGUCCACGCUGAAGAAGCUGGCAGUAACAGCUAGAGGAGCGGCAGGAGCGGCGGCAGACGGGGUAGACGCGGUGGGCGCGACGCGCCCGUCCAGGGACGCCCCCCCCGUGCAGCCCGACGACCAGCGCAGCAAGAGCAGCUCCUACGAGCGCGUCGUCAGGGCCGUUGGCUGCGGCCCGCGGGCCUGCCUCUGCCCCCUGCACUAG
Molecule: messenger RNA, 1698 nt
Organism: Plasmodium vivax (malaria parasite P. vivax)
Lineage: Eukaryota; Apicomplexa; Aconoidasida; Haemosporida; Plasmodiidae
Exons: 1
Coding region: 1-1698 (565 amino acids)
Cellular component (GO): Golgi apparatus; plasma membrane; endoplasmic reticulum
Source: RefSeq, a predicted model, not a curated record